GAGAGAGCGAGAGAGAAUAAGCAACUUUAUUUCCAGGCAUAGCGGUGUCUCCUCCGGCACAGUGUGGUAAGAGAAAAAAAGCGUUAAUGGUCGCGAUCAGCGCGUCUUUCAUCCUCUCAAGUGCAUUAGAGGCACGCACGACGAACGAACACUGGCGAUGAGAGUGGAUCAUGUUCCAUGUUUCGUUUUGACGGAUUUUAAAUAGAGAUGAGGCGUUGAAAUUCCCGACGAGCCUGUACAUCUUCAUCAAUGUGCCCGAGAUGACAUUGAGGAUACCAUAGCAGGACUGUCAGCUCGGGCCGUCAAUUUGCAGGAAAAUGCAUCUUUGGAUUCCAUGUGUUUUUUUACUAAGUGCAGCCUCCGUGUGCACCGCUGAGAUGUUUGGCAGUUAUGGAGAAAUAUGUCAGAAACAAUGUGCCUGUGAGGAGAGAGAGGGGAUACUUACAGUCAGCUGUGAAAACAGAGGAAUUGUAAGCCUCUCAAACAUUAAGCCAGUGAACUUCCCCCAGUAUCAUCUGCUGCUUACAGGGAAUCUUUUGGAAAAGCUGUCUGCCAAUGACUUUGUUGAUUAUAAAGGACUUACAAUACUACACCUGGGAAAUAAUGACUUAUUGGAGGUUGAAGCAGGAGCUUUCAAUGGACUGCAGGGAUUGAAACGUUUACAUCUCAAUAACAACAAACUUGAUGCCUUGAAGGAAGAGCUUUUCUUUGGUCUUGAAAGUCUGGAGUAUUUGCAAAUUGAUAGUAACUUUAUCACACAUGUGGCGCCAAAUGCCUUCAGCAGGCUUCUAGAUCUGGAAGUCCUGAUUCUAAAUGACAACUUAAUAUCAACUCUGCCUGUGAAUAUUUUCCAGCAUGUUCCAUUGACUCAUUUGGACCUGAGGGGGAAUCAGCUCAAAGUACUGCCCUACUCGGGUCUGCUGGAGCACAUGAACAGUGUAGUGGAGUUACAGCUGGAGGAGAAUCCGUGGAAUUGCUCCUGUGAGCUGAUUGCGCUCAAAACCUGGCUCGAGAGCAUAUCGUACACAGCUUUAGUCGGCGAUGUGGUGUGUGAGUUCCCUUUUCGGCUCCACGGGAGAGAUCUUGAUGAGGUCUCAAAACAGGAGUUGUGCCCGAGGAGGGCCAUUGCUGAAUAUGAGAUGCCACUGCUGCCACAUCUGAGCAGUGAUGCAUACUACAGAACCACGUCCGCUCUACUUACAACCUCCAUGACUUCAUCUGGGAUUGCACGCUCCUCAUCAAGACCCACCAAGGCACCUCGACAUUCAGGCAAAUUAAAAUCAAGACCCACAGCGCGCGUCCCGUCUAAUAAGCCACAAAAUUAUGGCCAAAUUAUUUCCUAUCAGACAAAAUCCCCUGUGCCUUUAGAUUGCCCGACUGCCUGCACUUGCAAUCUCCAAAUUUCUGACCUGGGCCUGAAUGUGAAUUGCCAGGAGCGAAAGAUUGAGCAUAUAUCAGAUUUGAAUCCCAAACCUUACAAUCCCAAAAAGAUGUAUCUCACAGGGAAUUACAUCCCUGCUGUGCGUCGAUCAGAUUUUACGGAGGCAACUGGAUUAGACUUGCUUCAUCUUGGUAACAAUCGAAUAGUUCGCAUACAUGACAGAGCCUUUGGGGAUUUAACACACCUGAGACGACUUUACCUGAAUGGGAAUUUAAUAGACCGUCUUACGACUGAUAUGUUUUAUGGUCUGCAAAGCCUGCAGUUCUUAUAUUUAGAAUACAACGUCAUUAAAGAGGUUGCGUCUGACACCUUUCAGCAUGUACCCAAACUUCAGCUUCUUUUUCUGAACAAUAACCUUUUGAAAACUCUACCCGUGGGAACAUUUAGUGGCCUGACAUUAGCCAGACUCAAUCUCCGCAACAACCACCUGCGAUACCUGCCAGUCAGUGGCGUACUAGAUCAGCUUACAGCACUGGUGCAAGUCGACCUGUUCGAGAAUCCGUGGGAUUGUUCGUGCAGCAUACUGGAGUUAAAGAUGUGGCUGGAGCAGCUGAGCACUGGCACAGUUGUAAACAAUGUCAUCUGUGGUUCGCCUAAGAGGCUCGCCGGGGAGGAUAUGAGAUACAUUAGGGCGGCUAAUUUCUGCCCUAAUAACUCUGAUAUACUUGCCUCCAUGAUCCCACCCUCGGAAGAAUCUUUCCCCGGCAGCACUAUCACCAUAGAAACAUCCUUGGACUCGGACAGACAAUACAGUGCCAUUCCUUUAUCUGUAAUGAUUCUUGCCCUUCUCCUCAUGUUCAUCGUGUCUGUGUUCGUGGCUGCAGGAUUGUUCGUGACAAUGAAAAAGAGACACCAAAAGAGUCAAAAUGAGCAGAAUAACUCCAUGAACGCUUGCAUUAGCUCUCUCAACAUGGAAUAUGGCCUUUACAAAAAGGGAUCCAUUCCCAAAGUGCGGACUUCUGGUGGACAUGUAUAUGAGUACAUCCCACCUCCCACAGAAUCCACAGGCAGAGGUGCUGUUCACACAGCGACAGACAGCAAAUCAGUGGACGGAUUUCGAGACUUCGAUGAGUUGAGUGGUGUUUUUCUGGGUAACUCAGAUGAAGAGGUGGUCAGUAAUAUAAUAGGCUCAGAAUACAGUGCCACCACUCCCGAGCCUCUUAAUAAGCCCUCCAGCCCUCACAGUGAUGAUCAAUGUUACUACAGAGAUGUGCUUGAGCCGGACAAGCAUGUGCGCUACAGCAAUACACUACCAUGCAGGCACACGGUGCACUCAUCCAGUCCGUAUACCUCAGACUUCGAUGCAAAGCAUCAGUAUGUGCAGCCGGAGAGAAUGCAACAGACGAUACUUUAUUGUGCAGCACCGAGUGCUGUUUAUGUGGAGCCCAACAGAAGCGAGUACUGGGAACUUAAAGCAAAGCUUCAUAUUGAUCCUGAUUACCUUGAGGUUCUAGAAAAACGAACCACGUUUACACAGUUCUAAGAGACUCGGCAUGUACAGGACAGGCAUGGUGGAAGCAUCGCUGCGUUCGCUUUAAUCAGGAAUCAGCCCUCGUGAAAAUCAUUUUUCUCACCUUUUAUUAAUACAGUGUGAUGUGCAUUGUGAUAAACAAUAUGCAUUUGUGAGAAUUGUGCUUCACAGAAGUGAAUAUUAAAAGGGGAACACUACUCAUUUUCAUUAUCAUACCUUACACCUGAGGUGUAAACAGUUUGGUGAAGAUUCAUAAACAAAGAACUGUGUAUUCAACCCUUUUAUGACUCAUAAAAACAGAUAUGUUUGUUUCCUAAAGCACACCCGGGGUUUUUUUUUAUAGACGUAUGACUCCCAGUUGUGUCUCUUCAAAUUUAUGCAAGAUAAAGCUAAUGCACAGCACUGAAUCAAAUUUAUUCUGCAAAUAAAAUGAUCAGUGACCUGAGUAUCUGUUAAGAUAUAUUGUGCUCUGGGGAAAUAUGGAGUCAUUUAUACAUUUAUUAACACAGGGUGCACAGCUUCAGGAUGAUAAUAUUCUAAAACCGUUAGAACAUACAUGAAAUAUUAUCCUGGAAUAUCUCAAAACGCAGUGUGUGAGGCCACAGUCCAGAGCACACUGCAUAUACAAACAGGGUUUGUGAAAGUCUGUGGUGUUCCUCAAAAGUCUCACCAUCUGCAGACCAACUGCACUUUUGGAUUCUGGUCACAUGUUGCACUUAUGUAGAGUUGGAUAUCAGUAUUGUGACGAUACAAAGAAAUGUUGUCACUGAAAGAUUAGAACUGCAUUGUAACAUGAAAGACUAUCAGCUUUAUAUGUCAAAUGUGUACUAAAUGCAUUGUCGGGGAUUUUUAGGGGAACAUUUGGCUUAAAACACACUUGAUGUUGACGUUCAUCAUGGAUGAACAACGACGAGUGUCUCCAUCUGUACCACUACCAAAGCACUUCAGACACAGGCUUAUAAUAUAUGCAAAUUCUGAUGCCCAGAAGGUACAUGAAAACCCAAUCCUGUGUUAUAUUGCACCCUUACAGCUUCUUCUUUUUUAUGAUGUCUGAAAAUGUCCCAAAUGUUUUCCAGUUGCAUUAUGUCUGAGUGGAUUGACAAUACAAUAACAGUCAAAUAGCCAUUUUCCUAUACGUUUGAAUUUCAGCUUAAUAUGUUAAAAAUUGAAUACGGGCAUCAGGGCCAUAAACUCGCAGUAUUUUAAAUGACUACAUAUUUUUAUACAGACAGAUUCAGACUUUUUUUGGGGGGAGCUUUUGUCAUUUUUCUUUUCGAAAGAAAAUGCACUAUCGACUUAUACAGGUCAAUGAUGAUGUCACUUAAAUGCACUGUAUGGUAACACGUGCAUAUAGCCAUAGGAGUAUAGGCUUGAUAACUGCAUACAUCCAAGUAACACAUGUUUGAAAUCAUUUCUUGAGAUUUAGUUUCAAAGAUAUCAAAUUUCAAAGGAAAACAUGUUACCAUGCAUAGAUUAUUUAUACUUAGACAAUCUGUACAAAAUGCCCCCAAAAAAACAUCAUUUUUGUACAACCUUACAUGAUUUUAAUGACAUGUGUUGUGUACAUCUGUACGUUCAGCACGACAAUGGGAAACGCUGCAACAUUGAGCGGCAUUGUUUGGGGUUUUUUUGUGUGUAGGCUCAAAGGAAACCUGACAAUUUUUCUUUUAAGUCUCCUUUCGCUCCUUUCAGGGAGGGAUUGGUGGGCACUUAAAAACAUGUGUGAACGGGAGCAAGAGCUUUAGCUGUUCGAUUGAAAUGCACUGCAAAUGAAAGCGGGAGCUGAAUGAUAGUCAUCUUUAUGCAUGAAAAUGCUUUAUGCUCCGAAAGAAAGUGAGCACAUCAUUCAGUCAGAAUGCGGUGUUACCAUUUUCUGGGUCGAGUAUUGUAAGCCAAGAAAUGUGACUUACAAAAUCAAAUCGUGAGUUUAAUACACAGAAUAAAUUCACAUUAUUCGCAGUAGUUUGCACCAAACCUGUCAUCUUAACUCAGCUAAUUAGAGAACAUGGUGUAUCUGGAUCCUGUCAGCAUGUCUCAUCAUAUUACUCUGCCGCAUUAGUCAUGGUGUUUAUCGAGGAUAUGGUCUUGGUUUCUUUCGCCUUUUACGUUUUAGCGUCAUUUUGUGAUUAUUUUGUCACUUCUCUGUCUGCUCUUUGAACAAAAGGAAUGAAAUCUACACAGUGAUGCAUGAUGUAAACCUGCACAUGUUUGUACACUAAAACGUGUUAAGUGUAGGACUGUUUUGUAUCAGUAUGUUGCUGUGACGUGUGUGGUGAAAGCACUGUAAACCUGCAAACACACACAGACAGAUACUCAAUGUUUUUUUACCAUACAGAGUCAAUUUAGCGGUUUUAGCUCCAAAACUUGUUUUUUUAUAUACUAUCUGGUACACAAAUUAACACAGGGUUUGCCAUUCUAUUCAGUGUCCAACUCAGAUUCAAUUUUAACAUUUUCUUUGUAAGAUUCUUUUAAAUGUUACUGUGCAAUGGAACAAGUAUUUACUGUGUACAGAAGCAAUUUAUGAUAAUAUCCUUUCUCUUUCCUCUUUUUAUUAUUGAUCACCAAAAUAUUGUUUUCUUGUGUGUAUACAGUAUGUGUGUGAAUACUGAUAAUCCAAAAACAAUCGAAAUGUGAUUGCCCUUGGGCAUAUGUAUUGUACAUGAGCAAAUAUUUUAUUUGCAAAGACGAUGAUGUCUUUCGAUGUUAUUCUCCUACUCCAAGUAUUAUGUUUGCUUUUGUCACUUGAUUUUCAUAUGAAGCAGUGGUUUUCUAUGUCGGUCUCUAAUUUGUAAAAAGAACACUACAUCAGCAUUUUCAUGCAAAGCUACGUUAGCUCUAAAAAUGCAAAAAAAAAAACUUGCCUAUAUCGCAAAAACACAGUCCAACAACGGUGUGCUGUUUAUUUAGUUGUCAGCUGAUGAUUAAAAGAUAUGCAUUCAUUUGAUUAUA
Molecule: messenger RNA, 5861 nt
Organism: Solea senegalensis (Senegalese sole)
Lineage: Eukaryota; Metazoa; Chordata; Actinopteri; Pleuronectiformes; Soleidae
Gene: slitrk5b
Product: SLIT and NTRK-like family, member 5b
Exons: 2
Coding region: 318-2924 (868 amino acids)
Biological process (GO): regulation of presynapse assembly; positive regulation of synapse assembly; axonogenesis
Cellular component (GO): membrane
Molecular function (GO): protein binding
Source: RefSeq, a predicted model, not a curated record